AUGCAUUCCUACGGUUCAAAAGGCGAUCCUUUUAUAAACUCUCACUUCUCAACUUCCUCGUCAUCCCGCAAUUCCCCUUCGCGACAAUCCAUAUCCAACCGACGUUCUACCGCCUCCUUACGCCCACCAUCCGCGAUCCCCAAUGUAGUCGACGACGAACCACCCAAUGGUCGCCACCACUCAUUAGCACACGAACUCGCAGUAGCUCUCAUGCCAGAGCCAUCCUCAGGCUCAAAGCUUCUCGCCGAUGAGUUUGGAAUAGAAUUUGACGAAGGCGCAGAGGGUAUAGACGACCCAGUUGAUCACCGCGAGCUGGAACCCGGUGUACAUUUCGUUGUCGACGACGACGCCGAUGUUCCGUCACUUGCAGACGGACUCGCAUCGCACUCUGGCGCGACAUCCUUCCGUGAGGCAUCUCCAGAGGCAUCUGACUCAUACCCGGACUACGACCCCGUUUUUGAAAGCCCAACAUUCGUGCGCACGCGUCCUAAGCAACAAAAACCCGAGCAGGACGCGAUGCAAGUGUUGUCCCAAAACCUCGAGUCCACUGACAAAUUCCUCAACCAUCUUCGAAAGCUCGAUACCGAUGGUACCUCGCAACAGCCCGCCCUUGAACGCAUCGCAUCGGACGUUAUUCGCCGCAUGAAUGAAUCCGUGAGAGAUCGGGAAAGCCAAUUACGCGAGUUGUUGGAGUACGAGCGCGAGUUUAGGAAGAUUGCGGGUGAGGUGGGGGGCAGUGAUGUGCUGGGGCGACUGGACGAGCUGCCGGACGUGGACGACUUCUCAGAGUCACAUUCGACGCAGGAAGUGCAACGCGGCGACGCGAGGCACCUUGAUCCUGUCGAAGAGGAACAACCCAUUUCGCCACACAACCUCUCACACUCCCAUGAUUGGGAAUUGGACCCAGACAGACGUUUAGGUGAUGAGGAUGACGACGAUGAGCCAGUCAGAUCCCCCAUAAAGGACGCCUUCCCUGCGCCUCCACCUAUCAAUGGGCCACCGACACCUGCAAAGACAAUACCACAACUCGCACACCUUCGAUCAUUCACUACAUCACUUGUCACAUCACUAUCUACAAUAUCAGAACAGGCACAAGUUAACGGUGCCGCUACAACGGACGCUGGAAGGAAGAUCCGAUCGCUAAAGAACAAGAUUGGAGGAUGGAGGAUGGACUGGGACAACGCUGAGCGUAGUCGCAUACGAAUUGAUAGAUGGGAAGCAGGGAUUAUAGACGGCGAUGAGAACGACGCUAUUUCCACUCCGACCAAGAUGGCCGGAAUGAAGAGAAUCGACGGAAGGAAAAUCGUGCAGGAACACUUGCUUGCUUUCGAGCUUGCGCUAGCCGACGCCGCUCUCAAAACCCAGGCUAUAAUGGCUCGGUAG
Molecule: messenger RNA, 1383 nt
Organism: Laccaria bicolor S238N-H82
Lineage: Eukaryota; Fungi; Basidiomycota; Agaricomycetes; Agaricales; Hydnangiaceae
Exons: 1
Coding region: 1-1383 (460 amino acids)
Source: RefSeq, a predicted model, not a curated record